AUGUUAGAUACAACAGAAAGCCAAUUCCAUAAAUACAUCUAUUUCAACUCUAGAAACCAAUUCUCAUACAAAACAGAAAAAGUAUUGCUGAAGGAAAUGGAGGCCAAAAUGCUUCCUCUCCCUUUUUUCAUCAUUAUUUUCAUCUUUUCCCAAUUUUUUCUUUCAACAUCUAAAACGAUCCUAGAGAACAACACCUCUGAAUUUUCAUCAUCUGCAAGUUUGUCGAGCCGUAAUGCGGAAAGGCUUAUCAAAUCCUUCAACCUAACGCCUAAGCAUGGCAUCAAUGUUAUCCCAAGGGGAAGCCCUGAUGCUCCGAGACUCUUCACGAGGCAACUCGAUUUUCCGGCGACAAUCAGCGCCAUGAAAGCUUCUAGUGGUCCUUCAGUCCGAAAGUUUGGCCACUACGCCGGUUACUACAGCCUCCCUCAUUCAAAAUCAGCAAAGAUGUUUUAUUUCUUCUUUGAGUCGCGGAACAACAGAACCGAUGAUCCGGUUGUGAUAUGGUUAAACGGUGGACCGGGUUGCAGUAGCAGUGUAGCUUUGUUCUAUGAGAACGGUCCGUUUAAAAUUUCGGAUAAUCUUUCUCUCUCUUGGAACCAUUUUGGUUGGGACAAGGUUGGUUUGCCUUCGAUAGAAAACAAUUUGGCCAAUCUAAUUUACGUGGACCAACCAAUUGGAACUGGUUUUAGUUAUACAUCGGAUAGUAGUGAUCUGCGUCACGAUGAGGCAGGUGUCAGCAAUGACCUCUACGAUUUCUUACAGGCUUUUUUUAAAGAGCAUCCGAAAUUUGCGAAGAACGAUUUCUACAUUACCGGAGAAUCUUACGCUGGUCACUACAUUCCAGCGUUAGCUUCACGAGUUCACAGUGGAAACAAAAAUAACGAAGGAAUCCCUAUCAACCUAAAGGGAUUUGCGAUCGGUAAUGGUUUAACCAACCCAGAGAUUCAAUAUGCUGCUUAUGCGGAUUAUGCGCUAGAAAUGAAGUUGAUAUCAAAGUCCGAUCACGAGGUUCUGAAGCAAGAUUAUGUUGACUGUCAACGUUUCAUCGAAAAAUGCAACCUUGAUGGUGGGUCAGCUUGUGUUUCUGGUUUCAAUGUGUGCAACGGCAUAUUCUCCAAGAUAGCGGCUAAAAUAGAAGGCACAAAUUACUAUGAUGUGAGGAAGAAAUGUGUGGGAAGCUUGUGCUAUGACUUUUCGAAGAUGGAAACAUUCUUGAACCAAGAAAACGUAAGAAAGGCUUUAGGAGUUGGAGAUAUCAAAUUUGUGUCUUGUAGUACCCAAGUUUAUGAUGCAAUGACCGAGGAUUGGUUGCAUAAUCUCGAGCUCAAGAUUCCGGCUCUUAUCGAAGAUGGUAUCAAACUCCUUGUUUAUGCCGGAGAAUAUGAUCUCGUCUGUAGUUGGCUCGGGAACUCCAGGUGGGUUGAGCAGAUGAAUUGGUCAGGCCAUAAGGAUUUUGGAUCAGCCAAAACAUUACCGUUCCUAGUAGAUGGUAAAGAAGCCGGUUUAAUGAAGAAUCACGGUCCUCUCACGUUUCUUAAGGUUCAUGAGGCUGGACACAUGGUUCCGAUGGAUCAGCCCAAAGCUUCUUUGCAAAUGCUUCGGACUUGGAUGCAAGGAAAGCUCGCUACUUCGAAUGAGAGGCUUAUCAAAUCCUUCAAUCUAAUACCUCAACAUAAGGUCAAUGUCAUACCAAAGGGAAGCCCUGAUGCUCCGAGACUUGUUGAGAGCCAAUUCGAUUUCUCAGCGAUUAUCGACGCCGGAAACGCUUCCGGUGGUCCUUCAGUCCAACAGUUUGGCCACUACGCCGGUUACUACGCCCUCCCUCAUUCGAAAUCCGCCAAGAUGUUCUAUUUCUUCUUUGAGUCACGGAACAACAACACCGAUCCGGUUGUGAUAUGGUUAUCGGGUGGACCGGGUUGUAGUAGCAGUGUGGCUCUGUUCUAUGAGAACGGUCCGUUCACGAUAUCCGAAGAUCUCUCUCUAUCUUGGAACGAUUUUGGUUGGGACAAGGUAUCCAAUCUAAUUUACGUCGACCAACCAAUCGGGACCGGUUUCAGCUACACAUCGAACAGCAGCGAUCUCCGGCACGACGAGGCCGGUGUUAGCAAUGACCUCUACGAUUUCUUACAGGCUUUUUUCAAAGAACAUCCGAAAUUCGCCAACAACGAUUUCUAUAUUACUGGUGAAUCUUACGCUGGUCACUACAUUCCGGCUUUGGCUUCACGAGUUCACAGUGGAAACAAGAAGAACGAAGGAAUUCCAAUAAACCUUAAGGGCUUUGCGAUUGGUAACGGUUUAACCAACCCGGAGAUCCAGUAUGGUGCGUAUGGGGAUUAUGCACUGGAAAUGAAGUUGAUCUCAGAGUCCUUGCACGAGAGUCUUAAGAAAGAAUAUGCUGACUGUCAAAGUUCCAUCAAACAAUGCAACCUUGGUGGUGGUGAAGCGUGUGGUUCUGCUUAUCAAGUUUGCGCCAACAUCUUCAACGAGAUAAUGACUGAAAUAGAUGGCACAAAUUACUAUGACGUGAGGAAGAAAUGUCUUGGAAGCUUAUGCUAUGACUUUUCGAAGAUGGAGACAUUCUUGAACCAAGAAAACGUAAGAAAAGCUUUAGGAGUUGGAGAUAUCCAAUUUGUGUCGUGUAGUACCGACGUUUAUGAUGCAAUGUUGAACGAUUGGGUGCUUAAUCUCGAGGCCAAGAUUCCUGCUCUUGUCGAAGAUGGAAUCAAUCUUCUGGUUUAUGCCGGAGAAUAUGAUCUCAUCUGCAAUUGGCUUGCGGGAACAAAAGGUCAAGAAAAUGGUCUACUCUCAAUUCCGGUUGGAACCGACAUAGUUUGCACAGUUUUGGUGUUUUCCGGAAACUCCAGGUGGGUUGAGCAGAUGAAGUGGUCAGGUCAGAAGGAUUUUGGAUCAGCCAAGACAGUACCCUUCCUGGUAGAUGGUAAAGAAGCCGGUUUAAUGAAGAAUCACGGUCCUCUCACUUUUCUUAAGGUUCAUGAUGCUGGGCACAUGGUUCCGAUGGAUCAGCCAAAAGCUUCUUUACAAAUGCUUAAGAAUUGGAUGCAAGGAAAGCUCGAUACUGUGACUGGCCCAAAAGUUGGCCAUUGAUUUUAAUGUGCAAGCCGAAUGUUUAUUAAGAAAAUGACAUAGGGGGUGUUUUUAAAAUUUAUUUGUUAUUGGGUUUACUUGCAAUGUCAACAAUAAGUCCUAGACGAAAAUAUAAGAUUUGGCUUGAAAUAUUUAUUUUAGAAAAAUUAAUAAUAAAAUUCUACAAAAUAGUUAAUUAAAAAAUGAUCCGAGGAAUCCCCUAUGUCAUUAAGUUUAGCUGUUUCGAGAGGCAUUUUAA
Thlaspi arvense is the source of this 3343-nucleotide messenger RNA. NCBI's taxonomy places the organism in Eukaryota, Viridiplantae, Streptophyta, Magnoliopsida, Brassicales, Brassicaceae. The record is from the annotation of a GenBank genome assembly.